Messenger RNA from Xyrichtys novacula (pearly razorfish), 39610 nucleotides. NCBI's taxonomy places the organism in Eukaryota, Metazoa, Chordata, Actinopteri, Labriformes, Labridae. The record is from the annotation of a GenBank genome assembly.
GUUGACGCCUCAGUCAGUCAGAGGUACCUGCCCUGCCAGCACCGGUCCCUCUGGCGCGCUCCUGGAGAACAGCAUGAUCGCAGAAAGACGACGGCUGCUGCUGCUGUUGCGAGCUCUACUGCGCAUCUGUGCCUGUAAACACUUGUGAGCGCGUCUCUCUCCGAGCCCGCAGUCUACUUCCCUCAACUCCGACGCGCUCAGCGAACAGACCAAAGCUUCGUUUAUCUUACAGGAACUGGCUCACCUUCACAGCAAGACCCAUGGAAUAAUAACUAUGGAAUAUCACUGGAUACUACUGUCUGUCUUUCUACAGUUAACCCUCCGUCCAGGUAAGACGUUUGCACUUUGCACACGAAACUUGUUGCUGCUCGCUCUAGCCAGAGGCUCGAUUAUCUUUUAAUGAGUGCUGCUAUUCAUCUCCUCUCAGCUCAGUAACAUACAUCGUUUUUAUUGCGCGUUUCUGCACUUUUCUUUGUCGGUGAGAGACGGUGCAGUGAACGCAACCGAUGAGUGGACCUAAAGUCUUUGAAACCCGAUGAGGGAAGCUGAUACUUUGGCUCAUGAUCUGGAUGCAACUUUAAUAAUUCAUGUUUUAGUCGGGAACAGCAGGGUGCCAUAAACAAAAAAGUAAUCACACGGUGGGGAUAGAGUGGGAUGCUGAAUAAAUUUGACUAUGUAGUGGCUCGAUGGGGGCGCAGGCUCCGCGAGAUAAAGCGCAUAACCGUUAGUAUGAAAAUGUUUCGACAGCACCUAAUUCUUGGGAAGCAUGCAAACGAGCUGCUGGUCCGUCCCGGAGCCUCUAGAGUAAUUUCUCAUCGCUUGUGUAAACAUUGUCACAUGUGUUACUUAAAGUGUUUCAUAUAUAUUCUUUUUUUCUUGAGGUUUGAAGUUCUGGUGGAUUUUGGUGACAUGUUGCAGCUAUUACAUUUUGGCAGCAUCUUUAAAGCGUGUCUGUGGAGGUCACGGCCCAUAAAAUCGUAAUGGUAUUUUUACACAAGAAUCUGACACGGUGCGUGUGCUUUACGAGGACUUUCAUUCGGAUGGCUUUUCGGUCUGUUGUUGCGCGCGUCUUUCCCACAACCCCAGCUUCUUAUCAGAGAAGGAAACAACGUCUGGGGAAUUUCCUGAUGAGAAAACGCAAAUUUAUGGAAAGCUAUUCUAACAGAGUGCGCACACAGGCUUACUGGUUCUUGUGUAUUCCAGCGCGUCCGAGAAGCUGGUGCAGCUCAUUGCGCAUCAGGUGGACUCAGUUUUCUGCGCCUUUUUCCAUCUGAUCCCGGCAUGAUCCAAAAACUGUGUCAUGUUGAUAUCAUCAGGAAAUCUGAAUGAGUGCCACAUUGCACGGGCUUGUCUGUCAGGUGACAGCGUUAGAUACACAAUGAAGUUUGCCUCGAGCGCGUCAACAGCUUACAGACCUAAUUAACUUUUUUUUUCUCCUGAGCUCUGAGAUGAUCUCAUCGAUACACACAUUCAUAGUUAAAUUAAUAGAACAGAACCCACAUGGAGAAGUCGUAAAUCGUGUUUUUAGCUCCUCCCCGUCACGCUGUCAACCCAAUCUUUACGUUAAAUUCCGCAGUUGUUAGCCAAAUAUUUACGCAUGAGCGCUGAGGCUGUGCAAACACAGGGACCAGCAUAGUUAUUAGCAGUCUCUAAAUAGACCCAUCUCUAUAAUGAUACAUUGUUGUUUGCUGUUCAGUGAUUCUACGAAUUUAAGUGUUUCUAAUGGAUCCAGCAAACCACCACACCCAUCAGACAGCAGGAAGAACAGUGCAGAUUGAAGGGAUGAAUUUAGGAAUGAAUGUCUGAAUUUCUUAUCUCUGCGAGGUUAAGGCAGUGAUGUUUUUGUCAGUUGCAGCCAGUUUCGCAGUCUGCACAAUCCUGUAAAAACUCCCUUUCUCCACCUGUUUUGAGUUGGUGAUGCAAAUUUCACUCUGGGUCGCUCUGACCGGCAGAAAUAUAACCCUUCAUUUGUUUUUACUAUGGUGCUAGAUAAAAUGUUGAAAAAGCUGUUUUCUCUUAUUGCAGCUUGACUUCAUUUGCUUGCUGAGUUGUUUCAAGAUGGAGGGUUUUAUUCUUGUUAUUACAUGGUCAGAAUCUAUGAACAAAAAUGCAGGUGGAUAGGGUUUCUCCUUAGAGCUGCAGAUAAAAUAUGGAUAAUGUUUCUGUUAUUUCAAAUGAUCAGGAUUUAUUGCUCAUGAGUCCCUGAUGUCGACAAACCUUUAACAAGAUUAUUCGCAGCCUACAAGCCAAAACUCUGCCGGAGGUCUGGAGAUAAAUCAGAUUGGCCAUAGGAUGAGUCUGUCUCUCUUUGUGUUAUUUUUUCAUCUUACCUGAAGAUUUAUAGCAGUUCAUAUCUCUGAAACCCUGACAAUACUGAUAGGCUCAUAAGUUGAACUGCUCAGCCUCGCUCACACUGUGCAGCUGUAACUUUUCUUUGUUUGCUUUGAGGCUCAAAACAUUUGUCUGAGCUGCAGUUAACGAAAAUCUAUCGUAUGUGAACGGGAUUGAUCUGUUUAAGCCAUUUCAAGGCAACAAUGUGAGAUAUCUGCUGGUUCCAGACUCCUCAGUUUGUAGAUUUUGCAGCCUUUCUUUGUUAUUUAUGGUACAUGAAGAAGUGUUUGUGGUCUGAACUCUUAAAAGAAGCAUAUUGAAGAUGUUAGAUUGGUAUGUGGGAGAUUUUAACAAGAUUUCCUGUCAUUUUGUCACAGUAAAUAGACUUAAUUUAGUCAUGAAAAAAGACCAAGGUGAAUCAAGAAUGAAUCGUGAAACUCACAGCCCUCCUUUCUGGUAUUUGACUUUGUAAAGGUAUCUGAUUCUUUCAGUCUGCACAUAUGGGCAGCUAUAAACCCUGUCUUUUGAUGAUGUCCGGAGGAAAGGGCCUGCUUACGCUCAGAGGUCUCAUUUAGUUUGCUGCUGGUUGUUGAGUUGUAAAAACCUCUGGAUACAACCUGCAUGAUAUUAAACAACAAUGCAACACGCUAUUAAAUUGUCUAAUAAAACAGUUACUUAGAAAAUGUGCAAUGAAUGACCGAAGCGUUCCUCUUAAACUCAAAAAGAAUUCAUAAAGCAUUCUUUCCUUCCACAAAAUUCUCAUCAAUUACUCAGGAUGCUCAUAAGGCUUCAUUCAACUGCAGAAAAAUGGUUUGAAAGCACAAGAUCUCCAUCCAGCCCAUGCUGAGUUAAAAAGCAUGAAUUAUAUUCUCACAUUGUGAUGAAUUCAGACUGUUGUGAUGUGUUUAUUCCAAAUGCUUACAUUCCAGCUAUGAUGAAUUUGUGACUGGUCAAGCAGCCCUGAUCUGAUGUGGGCUUUGGUGAGAAAAUGCCAGCAGUAUAUCACUCCUGUUGCGUGGCUAAACUUUGAUUUUUAUUAUAUUUAAAAGGUAAGAUUUGUGCAAUAGGUUUUAGACUUUAAACAUUUGAGUGCAUUUAUUUAGCAACUGCGUUGUGGUCUUCUUAAUCAUGCAAGAGUUUCUCCGUCAAGUUGCUCAUUCAUAACUUUUUAAAGUUAUCCUACUGUGAUUUUGGUUCCAGCUUUUGUGUGUUUGGUAUGCAGUGGAUUUCUCUUUUUGUUUCCCUCACAGGUGACACAAAGCCCACCAUCACCCCUGCUGACUCCCACAUCAUCGUCAUGCUCAGCCAACCCUUCGAGCUGCGCUGUCAGGGUGAGAAGGCGAUGCAGUGGCAGCGGGAAGACCGGCUGAGGGUGCGGGGGGAGAAGAAGAGCGACGGGAUGUCCAUUCUGCACAUCCCUAAGGCUCAGCCUGUUCACAUGGGACGCUUCAUUUGCCUGGAGGAGAGCUCGGGGGAGCAGACCUCCAUCUACGUCUAUGUGAAAGGUAGCAGAAUGUUAGGAUGUUAGGUUUGAGGGUGUUCAGAUGAUCUGAUGUGUUAAAGAUCAGGUGUUUGUUUGUGGGAUAACAGAAAGGAGAAAUGAGUCUUGGAGAAAGUAGACUGCAGGUUAGAGCCAAAGGAGUCUGUUGCUGCUUCUCUCUGCAGAGAGAUCAGUGUGUGUGGGUGUGUGUGCAAAAAAAAGGUGUUGGUAACUUUGCCCUGGACAGGUACAAUAGAUACUGCGGCUGUUUAUCAAGUGCAUGACUGAGUUCUACUGUAUUUCCUUCUCUCUGUGACUCUACAUCCCCUUGGCCGGCUGCCAUUCCUGCAGGCUGAUAUCAUGUGCUGAUCACUCACUCCACUAUUCACACAUCCAUUUCUGAGGCCGCGAACACUUAAGACUUUGUAGAUGAGAGCCUUUGGAUGUAGUAUUAUCAAAAAAUAUUUACUCUGCUGGGGGAACUUGUGCAGGUAAACAAAGAAAGCUUUGUCUCUGCAGGGUGGAUCUCUGUGUUAAGAUAACUCCGGCUUGAUAACAGAUCCGCCUUUGUGCUUGUUUAUUCUGCAAAUUUGGACAUAAAAACUGGUGGAAUUAUUAGAUUUAAAGUUUUAAUCCUGAAGAUUUGUGCUCUGUCUGAUUUGGCGACACUCAAGCUGCCAUAGUAACAGCAAGUGUGGUUCGAUACUACAGCCCCCAGAGUUCUGUGGACCGAAACAAAACUGAGCAGCAACUGGUGUGUGUGUGUGUUAAAAGCGCAGCAAAACACUACAGAAGAAUGAGCACACACACUAAAACACACUCAGUUCCUUCAGAUUCAGGCUCUGCUGUGCAAGUGAGAACUGUUCAGGGGGGAAGUUUAGUUUAAUCCAAAUGUUUUUGUGUCAAAAAUUUCAGAAUUUGUGCAUAAAUAUCUGAGCGAGAUGCAAAACAGUCUCUCCAAAACAUGGAUGAAGUUGUUCUUUUUUUGCUGGGCCAAGAUUGAAAGUGUUGAAAGAUUUUGUAACAUUUGUUGGGAACAAAAUGAAGUUGAAUUCAGCUCAAUCAUCAUGAAGCAUGUGGCUUCAAAGUUGCAUAGACACUGUCAGAGUUACUCAAUAAACAUGCUGCGUGUAUUCAUAAAACAUUAAACACCUCAUGAAUUUACUGCUUGUAAAACAUUUCAAAGCCUGCUGUUGAAAUAUUCUAAUCCUGCAUCGUUGACAUCCAGGUUUAAAAGCUGGCAGAGUGCCUUAUAUUCGUCUUUGUUAGCACACUGGUGAGUUUCUUAGCGUGUUAUUGUCACUUGUGGCUCAGUGUAGUAGUGUGAAAACAUGGACAUGUGCAUCCUCGUGCUCAUGCACAAGACAAACAAAACAAGGAUGCACAGGCAGAUAAACAGCUCCGUGGCUGCUCGAGGUUAAAAAGAAAUAAACCACACGGCGUCUUUGAAAGUUUGGGGGAUAAAAACUAUAACAUGGUUUCAACUGAACUUUUAAUUAAAUUAUCUCGUUAUGACCUCCUCCUUCUGCACUGGUGUAACGGCACCAACUGGAGAAUUAGAAGCACCAACUGUUAAUCUCCGUGCAGCAAACGUCUUCUCUAAUAUUGGCACAAAAGAAGUGGGUGUAAUCGCACAGAAACUCAUUUUAUCCAUUGCAUAAUUUCAGCCCAGUGUUAAUCAAUUUGGUUGAACACCUGGCUACAUGGAGACAAAGCACCUCUGAGUCUGAUGCAUUCGUUGGGUGCUGGCAGGUCGAGGCAAUUUGAAUAUAUAAAAGCCAACCCGACCAUCUAAAGUGAAAAGUUCUCUGCAGAAAGUUAAUAAUUGAUUGUGUCAAUGUUGCUGCCUGCCAAAAAUAAAGUGGAUCUUCGUUAUAUUUAUGGACUUCCGCCACCAUAUAUCAUUAAUUAAGACAUAACAAAUCAUAGCAAUAAUCUGGCAAGAAGUCAAAAAGCAGAACUUGAUUAAUGUUUAACACUAAAAUGCUGUUUUAUUAUGUCAUAAACUUAAGCCGAGUUCUCGCUGUGCAGCCUCGCUCUCAGCUCUGAAGCUCUUGAAGUGCAAUUGUGUUUUUUGCUUGUUUUUGGCAGAUCCUGACAAUCCUUUCAGAAAAUCAAUGGUGUUCAAAAUUCUCACUCGUGUGGGAGAUGCUGCUUCCAUCCCCUGCCUGGCAACUGAUCCAAGUCUGGACAACCUGCGCCUGGAAACAUGUUCCAGAACAGAUCUGGCCUCUGGUCUCCAGUAUUCUGCAAGCCUGGAGCAAGGCAUCACCAUCCACAACACGCAGAAGGCCUACGAAGGCUGCUAUGUGUGCACAGGAAGGCUCAGGGAAGAGCCAGUCAGGUCACAUGACUACUUCCUGACUGUUAGACCAGGUAAAGAAGCGUAAAUGCACCUUGACAAUUACAUGAAGGUACUUAUCUCAGGGAUUAAAGGCUCCUUGGGUUCCCCCCUCAGUCCCUGCCACUCCUCCUGUGAUCGAGAUGCUGGCGCCCAAAAGAGUCAUCCUCACCCGUGGGGAGAGUCUCUCCCUCACCUGCAACACCUCCAACGUCAACGGAGAGAUCAAGCUGAAGUGGGAGACGCCGCCUGGCUCGGUGAGACUCUGCUGGAUUCUCUUCACUGUGUCAUGCUGCUUGUUGGUGGCAGAUUAGAGCAGAAAGUUACUCACACUAAUGGUUGGAUUCACAAAGAACAGAUUGAUCUGUUUUCCAAGCCACUUUAAUUUCAGGCAUGAUAAAGUUAAAAAAAAUCUAGUUAUUGCAUUGGUCCAUCAAUAACCAGAUAAUAAAAUGCAUGUACACUAGGGCUGUAAUAAACCAAAGAAAUUCUUGGUCGACUAAAAUGCUGAAAUUUUUGACCAAAAAUCAACUAAUUGGGGGGCAAACCCUUCUGUGGCGGGGGACGACAUGGUUCAGUAGAGCGUGGCUCAGCGGGGUGAAAAUAUUCUGAUAUCAGCACAAGAAGGCAAUUUCCCACAAGUGUUAUAUUCAGCGAACCACCAGAUGUUGAUUAACGUGGACACUCUUCAAUCUUCCUGUCUCUAGCAGAUCUCCACUGGGUUGGGCAAAACCAAAAUGGUUCAAACAAGGGGGGGUCCUGAGACAGUUACCUGUGUAAUGGGAGUGCUCUGAAAACACCCUCAUUAUCACUUGGUACAUUAUUCCUGAUGAAAUUAACCAUAGACUGUAAAUUGAGGUGGAAAAAAAUCAAGUCGACCAAUUACAAUUUUGGUCGACUCAGCACGUAUCGACCAAAAAGGCGACCAGCCGACCAGGACUUUCCAGCCCUACAUGCACACAUGUAAGUCCAACUUCAGCAAAUUUCUAAACGUUGGAGCAUUGAAGCUACAUAAUGCAGCUGGGGGUUGAUUUUAUCUUCAACUCAACUCAAACUCCAUUUGAAGAGCGCAUUUGAAAACAACCAGCGUUGACCUAAGUGCUGUUCAGAUUAAAGGGUGUGAUACAUUUAGCGUGUGCAACCCUGCUAUUAGAUUAAGAAGACGCUGGUGAAUGGCAGAUUAACCAAUGACUGCCCUGAGUGAUCACAGCAGGAAAAGAGAGUGAGCAGGGGAGUGGAUAAGAGACUUAGGCAGCUGUGGAGGCAAUCAUAGUCCCCUUGACUGAACUUACACUGGAGCCACAUUAGUCCAGUUCAAAUUGAGCUAGACAGUGUGUCUACACCUAAGACAAAGAAAACCUUCACACUGGUGUUACUUGAAUUUGGAAAGAGGAUAAUUAAUGUUUUAAUAAUUUAAUCCUAACAUCCUCAGGAGGUGAUUAAUCUGAUAAAAUAAACAAAUACAAGCAUUUGUUUUCAGUUUCAGGGGCCUUAUUAAUCUGUUUCCAGUCAGUUUUUAUCUCACAUGAUGCAUCCUGUAAAUUAUGCAUAAUAGCCUAAAAUCACUUGUUGUUCCAAAGUAUCAUCCAGCUCCAGAUAUAAAUUUACUUUGCAGUUUGCUCUUAUUCUGCUUGAACUGUUUAGCAAUUGAAAGAGAGUGUUGUUUGGUUUUACUGGCUCACUACAUGGAAGAAGACAUUAAAACUGGUGUCACAUCUGUUAAGGCUUGGCAGUGCAAUAAACUGAAAAAAAAGAGUAGCUUCAGUCCCUUCCAGAUUGACAUUUUUCCAGGAGAAAAACUGAACUCAGUCUCACAAACUGAGAGCGCAGAAACUGAUGUUCCCCUCUUUGAUCAGGACAGAAUAGAUGUUUGUUGCCAUUUUCACGGUAACAAGACAGUACAGAUGCACAAAAAAUGUAUGCUAUGAGUCAGCUCUAUAAAACUGACCAUAGAAAAGGAGAGAAGAGCAAUAUAAAAGUAAAAAAAAGAUUUGCAGGGAGUGCAGAAAAUUGAACGCAAAGACCCGUGGACUGCAAAACCUUCUUGUGCUUGUUCCUGCUGGAAAAUCACCUGAACAAAGUUGUCUGUGAAUCAGAUCAUCAGGCAGGACAGGGCAUGAUGCAAAGAGCUGCAACUCACAAUGCUAUCAACAACUACAAUCCACUCUUUGUGAAUCCACUCAUGUGCACGGAUAGAUGUCUGUCAUGUCAAACUGUUUCAAGUUGAGAAGAGACAACCGCUGAUAAACAGAAUAAGACCAAUCAUAGGACUUUACCCUUGAAAAGUCGGCCACUUUAAUGAUUAUUGCUGGAAAAUUAGACAAGUGAUUGGCAAAAAGAGUAACAGAGUGUUCCACAAAAAAAAAAAACAACACAUUUUUGGUGUUGUCUUAAAUUUAGAUUCCUCUCCUGCAGACUUUUUCUGCCUUUGUACCUCUGUCAGCGGUUGUCUGCUCUUUGUAUCAGGGGGUCAAACUUGUGCUAUGUGAGCUUCAGGAUCUUGGCUACAUGUGGUCUACCAUGUGCAUGCAUGAGUGAGAGAAUGUGUGUUGCAUGCUGGUGGUUGUGUGUCUGUCAGCGAGAAUAGACACGCAGACGGGGUUAAUCUCUAGAGAUUUCUGGGCGUUGACAGGGUGCCGUCUGGUAUCCACAGCAACCAGCAAAGGUUGACGGCGCGUCACGAAUCACGACAGAGCACUUCACGCAUGUGCGCAGUGCCACCUUGAACAUUGCGGACGUCCAAGCCCGGGAUGGCGGGAGGUACCGAUGCGAGGCGCAGAACGAGAAGGGGGUCAGCACGCAGUCAGUUUGGCUGGAUGUUUACGGUGAGUGUUCAAAUGAAAUCUCUUUCAGUUCGAAUUUUUGUAAUUUUACACACUCUGUCUGAUGUUUCUGCUUGAUUUGGAAAGAGUAACACUUCAGGGUGAUGCUACUAGCUACAGAGUGACAUGAGCAACAUGAUUGGUUAUUUUUGUCCUGCUUACGUCUGUGCGUAAGUGAUGAAUUUGUAAAACUCCUCCCUUCUGUGAUAUGGUAUGGUAUGGACUUUAUUGUCAUUGUACUUGUGCACAACGAAAUUGCAUAUACAGAUGGGGAACGUACACACAAGAGGACGGGAGAGGAGGAAGUAAAAAAAAAGAGACUGCUCUCAUUAAUGUUAAUAAUUAAUAUUUUGAUCUGUAUUCUAUGACGGAGUAUUAGGGCCACUUUAAGAGAAAAAAAUUUAAGACUUGGAGAUUUAAGUUGUUAACUUAUGAGAAUAAAGUCAUUACUAACGAGAAUAAAGUCGUACUAAAUUAACUACUUAUGAGAGUAAAGUCAGAAUAAAGUCCUUAUAUUCUAACCUGCACAUCAGCACCACAUUAUCACGAGUAUCGUAAUGAUUUUAUUAUGAUUUUAUUCUCGUAAGUAUUGUCUUUAUUCUCGUUAGUAAUGGCUUAUUCUCGUAAAUUAAUGGCCGUAAUCUCGAAAUCUAAUUCUUUUAAAUUUUUUUAUUAAUAUGGCCCUAAUACUCCGUAGUAGUAGCAGUAUUCUAUCCAGAGUGUGUAAAAAGUGUGUAAAAAUGGAAGAGCUAGGAGUCUGCUAACUGGCAAACAGACAUUACCCGUCCUUGGCACAAAUUUACAUGGUUGCAAGGAAGUGGAUUUCUGAUAACCAAUAAAUAUAACUGCAUUUGAUCAAACUCAUAGAGAUAAUCUAAAUAUCAAAAGUAGUGUUGCACAAAAAUGAAGGCCAUGUCCAUGGGUCCUGGGCUGCUUUGAUGGCUGUGAGUUAUUUUAUUUUUGUGGGCCAAUAAAUGUAUGUAGUUUAGUGUAUAACCACGUUUCAGUGGAAUAACAUUAGUCAGAUUCACAGUAUGUUGUAAAUUGAUAAACACACUUUUCAAUCACACAAACUCACUCGGCAAUCGACUUAAAAGCAGCUGAGACAACGCCUCAGUAAGUGGCGAGAAGGCGUUAUUCAUUUCUUUAAAAGGGAAUGAUCUCACUGAAUAGACAAGUGAGCAACUGAAUUGAAGAAAGUAGUUUGUUCACUUAGCAAGCUUACACAGUUUCUCAGAAAUCCAGUUCUUUGGAAGUACUUGAGGCGGAUUCUGGACCAAAAAAUCAUGGAUUGUAGGAGUUUUGCAGGAACAUAGAAUAUCAUGGAGAUUCACAUUGGGAUGGAUGAUUUCCAGAGUACUCGUAUUCAUGAACAUGCUUAGACUCAGACUGACUUUACUGUCAUUCACACCAUGAACAGAAUCAUGAAGGACAAAAUGCAGCUCUCAGUUACUAUCAAAGAAGUGAAAUAACAAUGAAUUUCUAAUCUAAUAUAUAGAAUUUAACCAUUAAUUAUCUGAUUAAUUUAUAGAUUACCAAAUUUUCCUCCGUAACAAAGUAGCAGCAGCAUAGGCAGUUACAGCAGUGUAUUUAGACAGUACAAUAAAUGAAAGUGCAACAUACAGAUUGAAGUCCAAAGUGCAACAGCUUAUAAAGUGCAACCACUUUUCAUGUCCAUUAAAAACUGGCAGCGUUAAUUGUGGAGCUCUCUAAAGGUUCCUGCAUGGCGUGGAACUGUUCAUCAGUCUCACAACAUCUGGAAAUAAAUAUAUUUUCAGCCUAGAGGCCUUUGCCCAGAUUCUGCACUCCUGCGCGAGAGGAGGGGGGAAAAAAAGUCUGUGUGCAGGGUGGGUUGGGUCUCUCAUGACUCAGUUCAUACAUCAGCUGUUGUAAAUAUCCGAGAAGACCGGUAAGCUGCAUCUGAUGAUCCUCUGAGCAGUCCUUACCACCCUCUCCAGCCACUGCUUCUCUGCCACUGUGCAGCUUCAAUACAACACGGUGAUGGAGGAAGUCAGCUUGUUCCCAUCACAUAAGGAACUGAGGAGUCCAGCCCCGCCCUCUUCAGCUUCCUCAUGAAGUACAGGUGCUGAUAACACUCAGGGUGUAAUCACACCUGGUCAGGUGUUAGUGCAAAUGUUUUAGUGGUAUUUUCUGGGAAUUAGUUGAUAUCUGCCUCUCACUCUGAAGUGCCAGUUUAAAACUCUGCUGGAUGAGUUUGGCAGUGAGUGAGGAGGAAGUUAUCAAGCUGGAGGAGUUUAUUUUCUUCAGAUUUUCUUUUUAAAUAUUUUGUACUUGUGGCUGAUAUUGGAGCAGGAUAAGCAAAAAGAUCUGUGUAGGUAUUGUUUUAGACCCAGAAAGUCUCCUACCAGGACUUUGACUGAUAAAAGAGCAGAAUGAUAUGGAUUCAUAGUUAUUGCUGGUAUGCAAAUGUUUCACUGCUCUGUGAGAACUAAAGAGGUAAACCGUGUGCACACUUCCAUUAUUCAGACAAUCAUUGGGUUACCAGAGCACACAAUGACACUGGUUUAACAUUUCACUGGUACAAACAUCACCUUUGGUAAGCUACCUAACAGUAUUAAAUCAGAGUUUCUAAAGCUAAGUCAUGACUAUGUUAUUGUUAAUGAUUUUAUUACCCAGCUAUUCAUACAUUAGUUUUUUCCUUCUGCAUCUUACAAGAAGUUGUCCCACGGCCAUCAGACAUUUUAUCUUUUUGUAGAUAGUAGAUGACUUGAGACAUGAAACAAUUGAAUUUCUCUUCGGGAAUCAAUGAAGUUCAUCUUAUCUUUCAAAUCUUAAACAGAGAUCAGUAUUAAAGAGUGGGUGAUGGUACUCAUGAGAAGUGCAGUCUACCAUUUUCAUCAUAAUAGGUCACCAGAGUUGACACGACAUGAAAACUCCUCACAGUGCCUUAAUGCGUCCCUGUUGGCUGUAUAUGUAAGACAGUGUUUUUCUCAGAAUCUAUUGGCUGGUGUCUGACCAUUACUAUAGCCUCAAACUGGGGCAACUGCCAAUACUGAAGGGCUUCUGGUCAAGCCAGUAAAUAUCUCAGUGAGGAAGCCAAAACAGCAAGGAAUGCUCUCCUAAUAAGGCAGCGUCACUUUUUGUCCUAAAUUUAUAUUCAGUCUUUUCAUUAAAACCCAAAUGCUGCGAUGUAUAUUUACUCCAUUGUAUAGAUUUGUUUACAUUAUUUUGACCAGGAGACUUCAUGAGUAAAACAUAAAGAAUGGAGACAAAAUUUUAGACAUGCAGCACUGCAUUUGGUGUGUCCACACUAUAAGGAUUUCCUAUCCUGUCCAUUUGUCGUUGUUUACGGUCUGAUCCUUUAAAGAUCCUUGAUCAAUUAUCAGGGCUGAUAUUCAGCAUUGGGCUGAUAACCUGUAACAGCAAAAGUUUUCAACUUUGCCAGAAAAUUUUUCAUUUUCACUGUAAAAAAAAACAGAUCAGCUCCAAAUAUUAGUAAGUAGUCUCAUGAACUAAUUGGUAUCAGCCCUGAUAAACCAUGAUUGAUCAAUCUCUACAUAUUAGGUUGGAGAGGUAACACAUACAGUUGAGCGUUUUAGAUACUGGUAUGUGUCAGUAGAUAAAGAAAAUACAAGUAGUUGAAGAAAAGGAGAGAAGAGAAGUUGAAUACAAGAAGUUGCAAUCCAGCAAAUGUGUUCCACUUCCACUUACAGACGUCAUAAAUCGUGCUCUUGUGUACUUUGUCUGCACAAACUGGAACUCAGAAUGGAAACCAUUUGCUCCUGAUGCCAAAAAGCAUAAAUAAUCCUUCACAACAUACAUAUUUACGUUUGUUUUUCAGAGACGGGAUUCAUCAACUUGGCCCCUGUUGACAACAGAAGCAUCCAGGUCCGUUUAGGCGAGAGUUUGUCCCUGAUUGUGGAGUUGGAGGCUUAUCCAAAGCCGCACACUUUCUCCUGGAGCUUCAUGGGCCAAGAGCUGCAGAACACGAGUGACCAUGUCAUCACCACACACAACCACGAGUACAGGUGAGAAAACAACACACACCUGCUGGAGGGUUCCCACUUCUACACAUGGUUUCACACAGAUGAGGAAGCUCAUUACACUCUGUCAGAGGAAUUUAACACCUCCUGUUUGGCUGCAACUGCUCUCGUCACAGCUCUCCAUGAAAUGAAGCUGAAAUUUAGAAAAGUGCCGUGAGGUUUCUGCUGAAACUGGAAGUCACAGAUUUUAGCAGAAAAAGAAACCAUGAAAUAUCCACAGUGGGGCCUCUAUUCUGCAGACAGACACUUUACAUAAUGUUAUCCAAGGCUGCUAAUACAUUUUAGCUCCGCUUCAUGGUGUCUCCUACAAAUAUUCCCAUUGAUACUGGGAGCAUAAGGCGUGACCUUUGGCCUCUGUUGGUCAGCAGAGCCUAAAGCAAACUAUGCAUGAGUGGGAACAGCUUUUCAGCCCCUUUUGCUAUUUUUAAAGUCAAUCUAUACCGUUACUGGAAAAUAGGGUUGCUCAAUUUGAAUCUUCAAAGACUUAACCUUUGUUUAGCGUUUACAUAAUGUCACAGAAGUCAUGUGCAAAAACAGCUCAGGACAAACAGAGGGCUGUUUGUGAUCAUUAAUGCAAAUAUUUGAACGUUUUAAGUUUUCUCAUGCAGCUUUAAGCACAACAAGGUGACACUAUUUUCUGUUCAUACAUUAUUACAUACUAUACAUUGAACACAUUUUUUUUUAGGAAUAAUACUGGAAUCUUAUAACUUUGGCACCAACUGUGACCAAAGAGAUCAAAAGAAGUUCUAAUUUUCUUCAGCUCGCGGCUAAGUACCGGGCUAAAGCGGCUGUUUUAAGUGUAAUCUUUGACUGAAACGGUGCUCAAGAUUGCAUAAUAUGUGAACAACUGACGCAACUGUUUCUGCCAGAAAAAGAAAUGCAUUACAAAUUUUAUUCUGACCUUCUCUGUUUGAGGAUGUGUUUGAAAGAACACUAUAAAUUAGGCUUGGUUUCUCCAAAAGGAUUGCAGCCACUGCUUAACUCAUUCAGUACCAGGUUCAUUUAUGCAAUUUUCACCCAGUGCCACCACUGACCGCAAUAGAAAUUACCGUAUCUUUCAGGACCCACAGAAUAUCUUGUACUUGGACUAGAAUUAAGGGCAAUAUCUCAAAACAAAGGGGUGGUUCUCUUCUUUUACCAGAAAAAAAAAGUUAGUCUCUAACUCACUCCUGUGUUUAGUUAAUGCCUGCUCAAUGCAGUGUGGUCAUAUCAUCUUUGCCAAUCUGGAAAAAAAAAAAAAAACUGGGAAAAACACAUUUUGACAAAGGAGUGCCUUUCAAGCAGAACCCUGAUCAACUAUUUAAUUUCACAUCAAACUACUUUACUGGUGGCAUUAAGGUCCUACCUCCUCCAACACCACUCAGAUCCGAUUGUGAGAGAGGUCACUUUGUGAUGUCUGGGAGUCGUGUUGGCUCUCAAGAAGCUGAUGCCGCGACGUAAUAAAAAUAAACAAAAAAGGACUGCUCGCGUCGUCCUCACUGGGGCUGUCGCUGAACAGUCUUGCUCACCAGUACCGGCACCUGUGCUGACGAUUUGAAGGUCCGAACGGAAUCCACGGACGGUAGCACCACGCCCACAGGAGCCAAUGCGCCGAGACCAUUUGCUCUUGGCUAAUGACUUUGGAAUUUUCCUACUAAACCAACCCACACUUUAGUGGUUAAUUGGCACACUUGCUUGACACUACUCACUGGCAAGUACUUGUUUUUGUUACUGCACAUGGUUAUGACGUAUUUGUCAGCUUUUCUGCUUUCAGAACGAACCCAAACUUAGUCGCAUGUUGGGGAGGAGCGCCCUGUGGCGGAAAAUGAAAAAACUGAAAAAUCUGUCAAAAUCCGUCAUUGGCACUGAAUGAGUUAACUGCAGCUGAAGCAAUCCACUUGAGUUUUUUCACCUAUUGAACAUCCACACCAACAAAUCAAAUUAAAUUGACAGAAUAUACCACAACAAGCUUUUGAACCUCACAAAUAUACAGUGCAUGUAUUUAUUUAUGUUGUUGUUAUGAUGGUGGUGGUUGUCUAUAGGUACAGCAGUGAGCUGAGGCUGGUGCGACUGAAAAUGUCCGAAGGUGGAGACUACACCUUUAAAGCCUCAAACCGUGACACAUCAGUGAACAUAACAUUCACCAUCUUUGUGAUCAGUAAGUUAUAUCAUGGAUUUCUUCAAAGGUUUUUAGUUCCCUAAAGCCAUGCAUUGACUCUCAUUUCACCUCAGUGCAUUAACCUUCAGGUUCGGACACAUGGGAAUAGGUUUAAGUGACCUUUUUCUUUCUGCUAAAUAAGGUCUCUCUCUCUCUCUCUCUCUCUCUCUCUCUCUCUCUCUCUCUCUCUCUCUCUCUCUCUCAUUCACACCUUAGUAAAGUCUGAUUGGAUUAAAAUGUCUUUCGUACAUGACAUAUUGUGACAUUAACCUGUGUUUGUUAGGUAAACCUGAAAUUGUGUCACAUGAGGGCCCGGUGGAUGGACAGGUACGCUGUGUGGCAGAGGGGUUUCCUGCCCCACAGAUCACCUGGUACUACUGUGAGCAACCUUAUGUCAGGUGAGAGACAGUCAAGGCCUUUUUUCCCUUACUUUCUCACCUUGUAAAGGAAGUACAGCAUAAAUGCAUAACAGCAUUUUAAAGGCUUCAUAUUACACUUUUCCCUUUUCCUUUCUGUUUUUUGCUGAUUUAAAAUGAGCUCAGUUGGGAAAUGUGUUUUUGUUUAUCUCUGAUUUUAGUUUAAUGGUGACACUUGUGAUUUAACUAGCUCAUGUAGGAGCCUGUAAUUUAUUUAAAACAAACACACAGGCUGAAAUAAUAGAUUUGGCACUAAAACUGGAACUAACUGCCGUAAGACAAAUGAGAUUGACUCAGCCAAAACCUGGAAAAAAAAAGAAAAAAGAAAAGCUCUGGCCUCUGGAUAGAAAUAAAAUUGCUGCUGUUUCCAAUCCCCGCUGCAGGUUUAUGCUUUGUGAGCCAAGCAAAGUUCUCAAACACAGUCCUGUCACAGAGGCUCUCUUGGGCAGGUUAAACUCAUCCAAGCCCAAAAUUGAAGAUUGGACAAUUAUUAAACUCAAUUAUGGUUCCCUAACAUCAUAAAACCAUAACCAAGACAGAGCUGAUGUUGUGCUGCCUGCUGAGUUUUGCUGGCUUUGUCCUGUAUGACGAUUAGAGGGCAGCUUUCCUGACACCAGAGCAUGUGCACUACCCCUACCCUCUCUCUCUCUCACCUCAUUAUUAGCAGCUUCGAUCAACGUUCAGCAAAAGUUGAGCAUAUGCAAUUUGUGGCUGCGUGAAAGUUUGUACUGCUGUAUCUUCAACAUGCGCAGUAGCAACAGAAACUAUCAAGCAGCCACAGGUGGAGAGAGUAGAUCAGGGAGAGGAGCAGGAGGAGGCAGGUGACUGUGUGUCGGAAAAGCAAAGGGACGAGGGGCUGUAGUGAUCACGAGCACUGAUGACCAACAACUGUCAUGCUGAAAAGUGAGCGAUGUCAAAAGAUGUGUUUUCAGUAACACAGUGUAAAAAUAGGUAACUCUAAGUGAAAUUUGGCGUAUAAUUUAAUGAGGAUUGUCACUGUCUUUAUUCACAUUUUCAGCUGCAAAAAUCUUUGACACGUGGUACUCUGGACUGUUAAAAAAAACAGGAGAAUGGAAGUUUGUCAUGAUGAAACAUGAAUUUCAAAAGUAUGGAAACAAAUCUGUAAAAAAAAGGAAACAAGAUAUUUGACCCUGUCAGCAGGGGGUGCAAUAAUCAACACAAACCAAAAGUUCCUCACAGGAGCUUUAAUUGGGGAAUAUUUGAACUUUAGACUGUGAAAAUUCCAACUAUUGCAAGAUUAUUGUUAAAGAUAAGUUGUAAAGCAAAGUAGAUAAAUAAAAUGAGAAAAACAACAUUUUGGGGAAAAUGAAUCCAGGCUAUGCCAUAAUUAGAAAAGACGUGGUUUCCCAUUUCUCUGAGCUGAAUUCUCAAAUUGCUGCCUGAAGUGAUAAUAACCAUUCAACAAAUAUAAGCAUUCAUUAGUUCUUAGUUAUGUAACUUGAAUGAAAAAAACAAAACACUAACUUAAAAGUAUGGAAACAGCGCCGCGUGACAUAAAACUACAAUUCCCCAAAGCAAUCCUGUUAUGAGAGUUAUAAAGAUUAAAACUGUAGAAAUACGGAAAAAUUUCACACUUCUCUGAAAAUUUUAUUGUCUUACAUCUUAUUGACAUUACUGAAAGUUUGGGCAAAGCUAAACCCCUUUCCUUAAACAUGGUUGUAACUUUUAGGUUUACAAAACUUACAUGAAACUCAGGCUGAUUCAUUUCACCUGGAGGGUCUUUGAGGUCACGCUGAAGAUGUUUUUGAAGUCGGGAAUGAUGAUGAGGGUGGAAUGUGAGAUUACAGAGAUCCUGACCAGGGAUUGGUGAGUGACAGGGGGAACCAGACUAAUUUAAUUUAUCAUUGGUGGGGGUUUCUGCCUGGAUACAGCUGACACCCCGUGGACUCCAUUGAUCGCGUGUCAAUCGUAAAGUGCGUUUAAGGACGAGCACUUGCGACACCAAUCCCCAAGACGCACGCACAGUGAAUCAUCAGCCAUUUUUUAAGACUGAUUAAAUCCAAUUAAUGCUCCUUACAUGCAAACACGCACAUGUACUGUAUGUACAGCAACAGAUUGAUGCAACCUUAGAGCACCCACAACACAGAAGCUUUUUUUUUCAGUGAAAGACGAUGAAAUAUGGAGCCACAGACCGCUUCAUACACUUGAAUUGGGAGAAGAUCGAGCUCCCCUGCUGUUAUUAUGAUUUUUACUUAAAGUGACUGCUGCAAAUUACACUUAAAUAUGAUCAUGUGUGUGCUUGAUUCUGCAUAUUGUGCAGAGGCAUGUUCUCCACAAAAGUCUUGGUAAAGGAAUGUGUAUCCUGAAGAGACUUUGGGGGUGGUUGCCUGUUUGUCCACAUGAGACAAACUGUGAAUAGGUCAGUGAUCCUGUGUCAACAAGGUGUAAUCUUCUGCCUCCAGGUGCUCCCAACAAGUGAAUGCCACCCAGGAGGAGAACAAUGUCAUCACCAUCACCCUGCUCAGCCCCAAGUUUGGGAAGACCGAGGUGGAGAGCCGGGUGAACAUUAGCAGAGGACGGUUCAACACUCUGGAGUGUGUGGCUACAGUGGACGGAGAGCAGGCCUACACGCUCUUCUCUAUCAGUGGUGAGUUGGUUUCACAUAAUGAUACACAAAUUAGGAGCAGUUUUAUAAAAGAGAAAAAUUGUAUGUGGUGGAAUCUGUUCUGAGAGUUUAACAUGUGGUGGGAAGAGCACAAUCCCCUCUGUUUCAUACAUACAUUUUAAUGCAUUCAUGAAAAGCUAACACAAGGAGAGCAGCAGCAAAGACUCCCAGUUAACUGAUCAAAGCAGGCAUACAUAAGACUCAUGCAUGAGAGGUAAUCAGCUGAGCUUUCAACUGAUAUGGCCUGGUGUUAGAAUCAGCUGAUGUACUUGAGUUGACUAUUUAAACCUGCCUGAACAAACACUAUACUCAAGUUAUUUGUUUAGAAAAGCGCCCUACAUUUGACUGUACCACAGCCUGGUGAUAAACAGGCCUUAAACUAUUAAAGAACUAAUGAAAACACUCUGAACAGGAUUAAGCACAGCUGCCUGUAAACAGAACAUUUCUGCAGAGUUACUUUGUGCUGCUCUCCACCACACCCGCAGCUUUCAUAAAACAACAGUACUUACUGUUCUAAUUCAGCGGUCGAAAAACAUACCAACAUGUUGUUAAGUCCCAUUGGCAUGUCCUAAAGAUGCAGACGUCACAUUUGCAUCUUUAGGAGACAGACAGAAAACAGAGAUUUAAAUGUCACUGGAAGUCUUGACCUGAAGACAGCUGGCUGAGCUCUACACCUCUGGAUAAUGACGGACAGAGAGAAAUGUACAAUAAACAAAAUGAUGAGACAGUUAUAAACUACUGACAGAGGGUUGUAGACUGCCUAUAGAUAAAGUCCCCAGUGCACGCAUUUGACUUGCUUCAAGAUAUGUGUAAAACAUUUUUCAAAGUCCCUUUAAUGUUUGCCUUUAACUAUGACUGGAUGUAGUCAUAAGCAAUUUCUUUUGUGACUGUGUGGAAACUGAAAAUAAGAACAUUACUCAACCUAGGGUGCUCGGGGGUUUUGUUGCCACGGUAUCAAAACAGAUAUCAGUGUCAGUUGAUUUUUUCCACCCCUAAAUCAAAGUUUUAAAUCCAUUUUGAUGUGGUGAGACAAUGUUUGAAUGCUUAUCUCAAAAGCCACGCCAUUAAUCAUAAGAGUAGUCAUAUUGCAGCUCCUCGGCUAGAACACUGAUCAUUAGCAUUAGCUCUGGUGGUUGAUUAUUAACAAUAUAGGUCUUGAGUAUCAACCUCAGUGGUGUGUUUUCAGCUUCGAUCUAUUAUAAGUAUCGAAAUCACCUUGAGGCUUCCUGUUCUCAGCACUAAGUGGUGUUCAAGAGUUGUCAUUUAGUACUGCAUACAUAGCUAUGAGAAUACACAGGGGAAGCCCAGCUAACAUUGCAUGUGUUGUAUGUUAAUUACCCCAUUCCCAUCCUAUCCUGACCUGUCCUGUCUAAACUCCAACCAACCUACCCAGUACUACCACACACCUACUAUUUUACUCACCAUUUUAUACACUAUUUUACUCUAACUCAUCCUACAUUUACCUUACUCCAUCCAAUGAAACAUUUCUCUAUUGUAUCUCAGUCUAUCACGUGCUUUCCUACAUUACCUCAUCAUUUCCCAUCAUAUCCUUAGCUGCCCUGCUUUUACCUACCCUUUUGUGUACUAUUUCAUCCUUCCUUAUCCCAUAAUAUCCCCACCUUACCUAUUCUGCCCUCUCGUACUUGCCUCAAUUCUACCUGCCUUGCCUGUCUAACCUUGCCUAUCCUUUUAUACCCUACCUAACAUAUCCCUACUCUUUCCAUUCUUACCUAUUCUCUGUCCUAUCCCAUAGUCCCUUAUUACAUCUGUGUCUAUUCCUAUCCCUUUCCAAGUGCUAAAACGCUACCAUUACUCUACCCUUCUCAACCCCAUCUAACUACUCCUUAUCCUAACCUGCUGUAUCCUGACCUUAUACCUCUCUGUACCCAGCCUCACCCUUCCUGUCAUUUUCCCACCCUGUCCAACCCGACCCUCACCCUCUGCAUCACGUUCUAUCAAAUUCGAUUCUGAACUGUUUUCCACUGUUGUCCUUACCUAAAAUCAUCACCAGUUCACACUACCUUACAUUACCUAUGUUACCUAUAGUGUCCUAGCCUAUUCUGAUCAAUCCUAUCAUUUUUCCUAUCACACCCAACCCCACCUUGUCACCUAUGCCCACCUAACACUAUCCAAAUGUACUCUAUCAGCAUACCUUACUUUGCGGCUUCAUUCACUUCUCCAUCUUAAUUAACCUUGUCCUAUUUUUGCACCCUACUACCUACCCAUCACCUGUUACCUACCAUUCCCUUUGCUUACCUACCUUUUACCCUACUUUAUCCUAUCUUUUUUUCUCCCUCCCUUUAUCCUGCUGCUUUCAUCCUUCUCCAACUCAACCUUCCUUACCCUACCUUCAUUAUCCUUUCUGGUUCAACCAAACCAUCCUGACUAUUCCUACCAAAACCCUUCCUCAUGUUAUUAAUACAACCUCCCUCAUCUUACCUCAUACUGUCGCUCUUAAUUCUACUCUGCCCUAUCCUACUUUAUCUGCACAUAAUAUACUGUAUAUGCAGUUUUGCAACUUUAAACUUUUCUGGCUUCUGUGAGUUUCUUGUAAUUACGGUCACAUAGUGUCUAAAGUUUCUUACAGCUUUGGUUUCUGUAAUAUAGAUACAUUUUUUAAAAAGAAGGUCAACAGGCAGAUUUUACUGCUUGUGUGAUAGUUAAAGUUCAAAAACGUACUCCAGAGUCCCAACGGCGAUGAAAGUUUUUGAGACACUACAUAAACUUCCAAGGUGUUAAACGAAGAAGGAUGCAGCUUGUAAGUAGGUCUACACACCAUGUGAUAAUGAGAGGGCGCCUUUCAGUCUCCUGUUUUGUUUCUAAAUUGAUGUAAUCCCCUGCGUGCUCUCACCUUCAGAUUAGAAUUAAGCACAACAGAGUCAACAGUGUCUGAGGACACACUGACUUAACAUCUCUCUACAGAUUACAAAUCUUUCUCCACCUUCUGUCAGUUUUAUUGUAAUUUAAUUGAAUGAACUCUGGAAAGCUUAAGUUCAUUGACUCUCUGCUUUGUGGCCCAAAAACAAAGUUAUCAAAGCAGUUGUGCCCCACAUGGGAUUUUAUCUCCAACCCAAAAUAUUUACGAGAAGCAUGAUUCUGUGGAGGAUUAACCCAUAAAUGUGGUUUUACAACUGGAGCUUAGUCGUCUGUGAUCUGUUAGGUAAACAUUUGUGGGGAGAGAUACCUGGGACAUGAUUGGCCUCGAUAAGAUGUUGUCUCUUACAGAUAGGAAUUAGCUGUAGUCCAUUGUUUAUUCUAUGACUCAAAAUCCACUCUUUUAUAACGGCUUCCCCAUCUGCUGCACAUGUCCUGAGAGCUGAGAGUAGAGAAAAACCUGCCCCUGCCUGAGAGUAGAGACCCGGGUUUAUGCAUGAUUGGGGGUCUAACUGCGGCUACAGCGGGCAUGUGGGCGAGCUUUGUGCAGGAGGAGAGUGUUUUUAGCCAGACAGGACAGCCCUCUGGGAGUGUGUGCCCAGGAUUUUUGUGCUUCACAGCGCAGCAGCAGAGCAGGCGGAGGCAGAGAGUGUGGAGACCAGUGGGUGUCCUGGCGGUGCUGGGCGUUCAGGGGGGCUGUGGGAGGCUGUGGAGGCUUCAGUGAGCCGCAGAAUAGAAUACAUAGAGAAGCUUUAGGAAGCACUGACAGGUUUACAGGGGAUUAGUUCCUGCAGACUCUGCAUUCUCUGAUUCGAAGAGGAGAGAAAGCUUCUUAUCGCUAAAGAGCUUAUUACACCCCAGUGUGCAGAGGAGCAAAACAAUAAGGCAUCACAGACAAAAACAGGACACUGUUUACAUAUAAUUACACCCCAACACAGCUGCAGAAGCAACAGAGUAACAGAGACAUAGAGCUGAAUCAGAAGCAAUUUGACACAAAUAAAGUUUGAAGUUUGCAAAAUAUAAGAAAAGUGUGAAUUUCCGGUAUGUUUACAUGUUUAAUUGGAUUAGUUUGGGCAAAGUGGGCUUCAGGGUGACUUAGCCCUCCUUGGCUUACCUUAAUGCCCCUCUGCCAUGUCACUGAGAGUGUAAACAUGGCAGCCCACUGAAACAGACUCUGAUUGUCUCUGCUGUUGUACCAAACAACAUCAUUUCUGUAUCCCUGCAGAGAGAACCGUCCCUCAUGAUCUGUUCACCCCUCUGCUGAUUGGCUCUGUGUCAGCAGCAUGCAUCCUCUGCCUCGUCCUUAUCAUGCUGUUUUACAAGUACAUGCAGGUAGGACAGCCCUGCACUUCACUGGCACAGUGGCACACCCUCCUUUUUUUCCACAUUUUGACUCAGAACAAGAAAAAUAAAUAAAACAAUCCCCUUUGUUGGAUACUAACUGUAAUUUCUAUUUUGGUGUCUUUUUGCUUGCACUCAUGCCAGAAACCCAAAUACCAGAUCCAGUGGAAAGUUAUCGAGGGCAUCCAUGGAAACAACUAUGUGUACAUUGACCCCACCCAACUACCGUACGAUCACCAGUGGGAGUUUCCUCGAAACAACUUGCGUUUUGGUAAGCCACCUGCACCCCUUUGUGCAUCCAAGUUUUCAUUAAUCUGUCAUUUUUGAUGUUAAGCAGCAGCACAGAACCCCUGGCUUCUACGUCUGAGGUGUAAAUCAGCGUUUGAGCAGUGUGAUGUGGAGAUAACCGGGGGUUUAUGUCAGUUAGAAAGCCCAACAGAGCAGGCAGGAUGACAUCAGCGCUGCCAGCCUGAGGCGACUUCUGGCUGAUUGACAGACACUCUGUUUUCUCUGAGUAUGGACACAGCAUUAAGGUUCGAGCCAUGCCUGUGGUCAUCAGUGGCUAACCAGUGCUACGCCUCAUUAAUGAUGAAACCCCACUCCCUCACUGCAAACAGGAUUUUGUUGACAUAUUAUGGGUGUUGUUUUCAACAAACCUCCUUAAACAGGAUCCUGCGUGUCCUGGUGCCUGCGUACACAGCCCGGGGGCUCAAACUGGUGUUGUCCUAGGAACGCUGGCAUGAGGCCAGCUUGUGGGAGGGAAACAGGAUGGGGAGUAACAGUUUUGUGUCUGUCUUCUUGUCUUCAGGGAAGACACUUGGAUCGGGUGCAUUCGGGAAGGUGGUGGAGGCAACUGCAUACGGCCUCUCCAAAGCAGAUUCAGUCAUGACGGUGGCUGUAAAGAUGCUCAAAUGUAAGUGCUGUUAACACACAUACAAAUGAAGCACUGCAAUUCUGUUUCCACUAUGCAAUCAUUAAAUUAAAAGCCCAAUAAGUUAUUUGCCAGCAGGUGUUCAUGCAGCUUUUAAGUGGCUGUGGUGGUUUGAGCACUGCUGCCAAAUCAAUAUGUUUAAGAAACACAUUUUUAUUUACAUUAGCCCUCAGCAACCAGCUAACUAUUUUUAUCAUGUAUGCCAGAUCGUGACACAUUGUUAUUGCUUGACUCUAUUAACCAUGAGCCGUUUUGUGCAUUCUGAUCACAUAUUAAAAUACUUUUUUCACCCCACAGCGAGUGCUCACUCUACAGAGAAAGAGGCGCUGAUGUCUGAGCUGAAAGUCCUCAGUUAUUUGGGAAACCACAUGAAUAUUGUCAACCUGCUGGGGGCUUGCACAGUUGGAGGUAUGGCAGGCUUGUUCUGUUUUACUGGGGAAAAAAAACACUUUCAAGGAAAGCUUGUUGACAGAGAGAUUGUUGACAGAGAUUCAAGUGGAAUUUUUUCAUAGUAUCCCUUGGCCUGCUUUAUGUCACCGAAUGACCAAACUUGAUGUUCAAACUAGUCUAAGCUACUAGUGUAAGCUAUGUUACACUAUUCCAACUGCGAUAAAAUGGAGCAGAAUUUGGUGUCUGACAACAAAAACAUACAAAUACAUAUUACAACCAUCAAUUCAUUAACAGCCCUCAGUUACAGGACAUGUAUUUGUAGUCACAUUUUCUUCUAUCCUCAUUUCAAUAUCCUCAAUAUCUACAAAAUCAUACAUUUUCAGGUGACUCCAUGGAUCAGACAACAAGAAGGGAGCAAAACUGUUAUUUUAGCAAAAGUCAUUUUCUACUUAUAUGUGCAACUGGUUUCUGUAGAUUUAUAAAUAUUUGGACAAUACUUCUUAUAUAACAAAGUGCAUUUCACCAUAAAUGCAGAGACCCGUCAGAAACCACCUGCAGCCAUAGAGCAGAGGGUAAUCUUAUCUGAUAACUGAUAUACCUGUCUGUAAUUUACACCAAAAUGAUAUGAGCGACUGGGGCACCAUUGGCCUACCAGUUAGAGUGCACACCCUAUGAAGUAACACUACAGUCCUUGUCACGCUGGUUAAAGGCACGAUUACCAAUCUUGGCAUGAUUUGGUGCAUUUGAUUCCCGCUCUCUCUACCAAAUUUGAAAUGGUUUGUGUCUUAAUGUCAGUGUUGUGAAGUUAUUCUGAUUAUUGGUCAUAAAACUAUGUUUUCUUUCUUUACUGCAGGACCCACACUGGUGAUCACAGAGUACUGCUGCUUUGGAGAUCUGCUGAACUUUCUGCGCAGAAAAAGGGAAUGCUUCACCUGCUAUAAAAUGGAGGAAGACUAUUACUACCGCAACGUCAUGCCGCAGAGAGAAACAGCUGGGUCAGGUUCACUUCUGUGUUUUAGGAGGAGGUUUUAUUGUUUGCGGAAUAGUAAAGGGAGUAUUUACUACCCAGAACGUGCGUAGGAGUAUUGUAUUUGGACAGAAGUGUGGCUGUGUGGCUGUGCUCAACUGAUACCAGACUGCUCCUUUCCUCCUCACAGUGACAGCUUGAAUGGCUACAUGACCAUGAGGCCUUCUGCUUCUGGCAACCCGCCGUCCAGCUUCUCAGAGAAGAGACGCUCGCUACACAAAGGCAAGCCAGCCAUUCAUUGAAUUUCUCAGUCCCAAAAUACUCAGAAAACUGUCAAGAGGAGACUCGUGCAAAUUCAGAUGACUAAUCUUCAUCCUGUUUGUCCCCCUUAGGUGGCUCCUACGUUGAAGCAGAUGCACAGAGUGAGCUAUUCGACGAAGACGGUCUGUCUCUGGAUACUGAAGACCUGCUCAGCUUCUCGUACCAAGUGGCCAAAGGCAUGGAGUUCUUAGCAUCCAAAAAUGUGAGCAUAAUAACUACCACACCAGAUUUAUGAGGACACUUGGUUAUUUAAAUUUAGGCAACUCUGACAGCCUCCAAAAAGUGAGUCCAUGAAGAGAGUUUCAGUCAUCGGAGUUAUCUUUUUAGGUGGUUGCAGCCAACUCUAUCCAUGAGCUGCAGCAUCUCUGUACAAGUGUUAGAACUGGUUAUGGUGUCCUUGACCAAGUCCUACUUUGAACAAGAAAAGCCAUGUGUCUCUCCUGUGUGCAAGUUAGGAAAAAGUGUGAGGAUGCCUGAGGGUGUAUAGAAAGUAUCGUCAUAAUAGUAUAGUGAAAGCAACAUUAUGUGGACAUCUCACAAACUGAGCAUGGAGUUAGGUCAGGCAGGCCAGAAAGCUGAGAUCAGCCCACAGUACUUGGGCCGAGCUGUUUGACACAAUUAUCAAAACCGAAUUAAAGUAAACAAUCUUGAAGCUACCAGGAGGCUAAAAGCCUGCUCUAGUUCCACCCCUUUGCAUGUCUCUGGGUAGACCAAAAGUCAGGUUGAGUCAUUGUUUCUUGGCGACCGUCUUUGGGCUUUAUGUUGUCUCUUCAAAAACCAAAGAGUGACAUCAAUGAGACUGUUACCUCCUGACAGUGACUGAUAGCUGAAUUUAUAUUUUAUCAAAUGUUAGCGCAAUGGCCAACUGUUGGCUUUUGCUCCUAAAAAAGAGAGAGUUGUUGAGAAGAAUUGAGAAGAUAAUUUCUUUAAACUUAAAAAAACUUAAGAGUAUGAAAUGAACCUUGUGAAUGGAGUGUUCUGUUGAAAUAUUUAUCAGUGUUGGAGGUGAGAUAGUGUGGCCGGUAAGGUCCUGUAUCAGUGUCAGAGGUUGAGUGUUACAGACUAAAGUGUAGAAAUUCAGCACCAGGCUGCAUCAGAAAAAGCUCUUAAUCCAUGACCUGUGUUGUAUUAUUGAUUGGUCAUGUGUAGCACGCCUAUCAUUAUGUGUUAAAGAGUGUUGUGUUUGUUUUGCAGUGUAUUCACAGAGACCUUGCUGCCAGGAAUAUCCUUCUGACUCAGGGAAGAGUGGCAAAGAUCUGUGACUUCGGCCUGGCACGGGACAUCAACACAGAUUCCAACUACGUUGUGAAAGGCAACGUAAGUCAGCACGAAACACUGAUAUCUAAGACGAGAUGCAGGAUACAUCUGAUAGUGGCUAUCAUGACAAGUCCCAUCAUUUAACAUGCUAUCCUUGUCUUGAGUUAAACCCCAUCCUGUUUUAUGAGCCUGAUAGCUCUUAAAAGUCAAGAGGCUCCCUGCUAGAACGAAAGAUUUAGUCACGUAUAAACUUGAAGAUUAAACGGAGGACUAAAUAGUAAGACUAAAUGGAGCCAUUUUAACGCAAGGGAGAUCAGAGUUUGAGAUUUAUGAUCUAGUUUAUUUUACAAGAUACUUCUCCCAGCUGGAGAAUUGUUGACCACUCUAAAGUCAAUAAAAUGAAGGCUUAAAAGUUUUCAAAUGACUUUAAUCUGUAGAAACAAGGCGAAUCCUAUUAUCAUCAUCUAUUUAUUGGUUUUAUAAAUCCUUUAGCAGAAAAUUAGAUGUUUGUCCUUUAACCCUAGCCAUCACUGACACAAGCUCAAAUAAACCAUUAAACUGCCAAACUGCCACUCAGAAAUAAAGCCAUGUUUGGUGCAAAUAUAUAUCAAAGUGCCUGAAAACUUAGGGGUGUUAAUCAUAACGCAAGGUUGUGAUUAUUAAACACAUUUAUGACAUGACAGGUCAAGAUUUUUCACUCUAGCGGUCACAUAUGUCACUUUUCCCACAGGAAAACUUUAAUACGUUUCCCUUACCCAGUGCAUAUCACCAGGACCAUGACAAAUAAAAUGCAAAUAAUUAUCCUUUAUGUAUUACAUGGCCAUUGCAAUAAAGGCCAGGGUCAAAGGAAGCACCCACAUUUUAGCACUUUCUUUGGAACUGCCUCUUAAAUUCUGUGUAUGCAUGUUUUCCAUUCACUUGAAACAGUUUUCUUUGUGUGUGUUGAGAUAUGAACCCCAGGGUGUGUACAGUAAUACUGUCUUUAAAAACAAAAAGCAAACAUAAAACUUCUACUGCGUUUUACAACUCAUAUUCAAAAGCAAACAGUGAGGCCAGCUGUCCUAAAGUUCCUUCUUCUGGUAAAUAUUUACUCAACGUGACUUCUGCUUCAGCCCCGUGUCCAGUGUGUUGGCAGCUGUGUCAAACUUUUUGUCUUAUUGAGGAUGUAAAGUCAACACUAAAGAGUUAAAACCAAUAACCACUGAUUAGUAUUAACUGAAGACACCUACAUUUGCUGCACUGUCUGUAUCUGGGGCAAAAAUGUUGAAGAAAGGUUAAAGGUCUAGAGUGAAAAAAAGACCUUAAUGAGUAACUCCAGGCUUUUUUCUGUGACUGUUAGCCUAAAUGUCUAAUUUCACAGCACCUUUUUUUAAAGUUCAUUUGCUAGUCGCAGGACUUUCUAUGUUUACUACAUUGGUUUGAUACAAGUUAUUAUUAGUUGUACUUAAGGAGGCGUAAAAGAUAGCCUUAGAUGACUUUUCUGUAACCAUAAUAAAAGUUAGAAAAUUAGGGCAGUAUAGAAUAGAGAGGCUGUGUUUGACACAACACUUUGGUUCUUCAGCUCCUUCAGGAUCUCAGGCUUUUUCUGUGAUUCUUGCAGUCUAAAGUACCUGCUGCUAUGGCUGUUUUAUGCAAAGUUGUCAUGUUUUCAUUCUUUAUUUUAACACAUUACACAUAAACUGUAACUGGGACAAAUGUUCCAAUCAAAUAAUCUAUUGGCUGUUUGACCUCUGACAUCUUUUCUUGUUGAUUUUUCAAAAGUUAGACAAAACUAAAGUAAAUCGCAAUCAAGUAUUUUCAGUCUGGUAUUAGCAUGCAAAAUUAUGUAUUAUGUGCAGAUUCAACUCUGAUUGGGUCUUAUACCUAACAAUAAGGGGAAAUCAUUCAGGUUGGUAGUUUCAGACCCACCUGCCCGUGAAGAUAAAUACUACUCGGCUGAUGGGUCUGAUAAUACCAAAGCACAAAGCUGUUUGCUCUACCCACUUCCACUCCCACACUUUCACAGUAAAAGUGACCAUCUAUGUCUGGAUUUCCAUACAGCUGUCUCAACAUGCUGCAGCAAGCCUGUUGAAAUCAUACAGGUUUUCAGCAUCAUGAAGGAUUUAGACAUGAUUAUGUCCAUACUGGUUGCACCACAAAUUUGCCCUUGUGUAGAAUAAAACACUGCACAUUCACAUUCAUGGGUGUAGAUGUGGCAAAUUUAGUUAACUGAAACUUAAAGCUACUAAAGUUCGACUGAAUGAUGUCAGUCAGUUGUGUAUGAUCACUCACUUUCCUCUCAGGCUAAAAAUACAAAGUCUGACACGCAGAUCCUCCAUUGCCCUCUGAAGGCCCUGAAUGAAAAUCUGCUCAGGGGCCCCUCAACCUAACCCCUGAGUCAUGUGAACCAUCUGCCACACAAUCACACCUGACACCACAGUACUCCCACUGCAGCCUCCCUCUUCUAGAGCAGCCUGCUCCAUCUGUCAGUCUCAGGAUGAGUGGGCUUACUGUAUGUAGAACAGCAUGGAAUACAAACAAAAACCUACAGGAUCUUUAAAUAAAAUUAAUUACAACACAAAUGAGGAACUUUCAGAAACUUUUAUCAGGAUUUACUGCCUUUAAGUCUCUCAAACACGUUUUUAAAGGUGUAAACCAUACUAGGUCUUACAUAGAUACUUGAUACUUGAUCAGUCAAGAAGAGACUUGCAUCAACAUUAUGAUGAAAGCUGAUCUUUUAAGUACAACCAACGCACAUUUUUAUAGACUCAUUAUACAUACUUUUGCUUUUUACAACCUCAAUUCCAAACAAGUUGGGAUGCUGUGUAAAGGGCUGAUAAAACAGAAUUGGAUGGCUUGCAAACCAUUAUAACAACAAAAAUAAGUGAAAACAGAGCAAAAACAACAUGCCAAAUAUUAAAGCUGAAAAUGAUUAUUGUUAGUGAAAAAGAUAGGCUUUCUUUAUAUUUAGUAGUUUCAAAAAUAUUGGGACAGGGUCAUGUUUCUCACUGUGUUUCAUUAUCUUUUCUCUCACUAACACUCUGUAAACGUUAGUGAACCCUGGAGACCAGUUUCUGGAGUUUAGAAAGUGAAAUGGCCCAUCCUUGUCUGAUAGAAGAUUUCAGCUGCUCAACAGUUCAGUUGAAGGUCAUAAUUUUUAUGUUGUGAUGCUCCAAAUAUCUUAAUUAGUUGUCAAGUCAGGACUGCAGACAGGCCAGUUUAUCAGCAGGACUUGUAAUCCCUGCAGAAUGUGGUUUGUCAUUGUCUUGCUGAAAUAUGAAGGUCUUUCCUGAAAAAGUCAUUGGCCCUCAUUUAUCAAUCUUGCGUAAAACUGGCGGCUGAAAUCGAUCGCCAUGAACAUGUCACGCCCUUAAAUAUUUGUGGUUCAGAAGCCUCGCCUCGCUGCUGGGCCUUUAAGGAGUCAAACGCAGCGCUCCACAGUGGCGUGUGUGUGUGCAUUGUUAGAACAAAACGGCACUCCUGCUCUGUGGCAGUGUUUCUGGGCAGCAUUAUCAAAUAAGCCUAUUCACUAAGGACAUCGCAAAUUUAUUUUAUUUUAUUUUAUUUACUUCUUAAUCUUUAAUGAAAUCUGGCUGUUUGUGCUUAAUGACAGGUUGGAGGUUUGUUCAUCGAUUAUUUUGAGACAGACAUUUGCUGCACUGUAGAUCCACACUGACUCAAACUUGCGUACACAAUGUCAGACCUGUCGUGAGAUUUGGUUGUAGUGUACGCUUACGUGCAGAUUGAUAAAUGCCGAUCCUCACGUCGCAACUUGCGUACGCACGGUGUACGUGAGUUUUCUGCCGUAUGCAAGCUUGAUAAACCUGUAGAUAUUGUUCAGCAUUAAUGAAGCCUUCACUGAUGUGUCAGCCACCCAUGACAUGAACACUUAUGAUCCUCAUGCCAUCAGGCAUGCUGGCUUUGAACUGUGCUCAGGGGAUCCUUUCUCCUCUUGGAGCAGAAGACUCAACAUCCAUGAUUUCUAAAAAGAAAAUCAAAAUUGGAUUCUUAAGGGAAAGUUCUGUUCCCCUCAGUCCUUUAUAGAUGGGCUCAGGUCCAGAGAAGUCCCUGGUGUUUCUUUAAACUCUAAACCGUUGUUCCCGCCAUUUACUCUAACUACCGUUUAUUUUCCUUCCCAUUAGAUGAGUGGGGUUGUUCUGUGUUAUCUUGUCAUUAUAGUUGUAAACACACCCAUCAGCAAAAGGGUGGGUCCUUGCAUAAUUGGUAAGACCUUGAAUGACUUGCAUUGAACUGUCCUUACUGACACACAUGUCUCUUAAUGAGUAAAUAAUCAAGAAUACAUAAAACAGAUUAAACAAGGUCACACCUUUAAUUAGUACUGUUUAUAUUGGGAGUGGUAAUUCAGCUUGUGAUGCUAUCAUAAGUUACUGUUAGGUUGUUUUGAUGGUCACUGAUUGACUGAACAGGUGUGUCCUUAAAGCUCUUUGACUAGGAGUCUGGUGAUUAGCCAUGUAACGAUCUUUGAGUUAAUGCCGUUCUUAGGACAAGAAUAAUAACUAACAGACGUUCUUUAUGAUCAAAAAGGUUUUGACACCUAAAUAGGAGCUAGAAAAAACAGGCAAACUUCAAGUCGUGUAAAGGACCCAACAGCCACAUAAAUUACCUCUGUGGCUCUGUAAACCAACUCACCUGUGAAAGUUAUUCCUCUGUGUUUCUAGUCCAUAAGAGUAUCCCUUUUAUACCCACUCUGAACAUCCUUUUUGCUCUGCUAUUGCUGUGCUAAAGGAAAGGGUUGCCAUAUAUCAAAGUGAAAAUGUAAAAAUGUCCAAAAAUAAUUUAGUAUAAGAGGCCUCUUGAUGAACGACUCUUUCAAGUGGCAAAAGUUUGCUGUCCUCAUGACUCAGUAGGUAGCAGUAGGUUGUGCAUCUUCUGUGUAGGAACGUCAGCUUCUUAGAGCUGUUAGACCAUUAUCUGCUUUACAGAGUACACUUACUAUUGCUAAGUACCUCAUACAACCCCAUUUCAAAGAAUUUGAAAUAGCCUUGUGUUUUAACUAACCUUGUGAUUUUGUUUGACCUAUUUUGCAAACACAUAAGGGCACAUAACUGAUAAAAUCUGGUGAAGCCCAACCCAGAUGUGUGGAGGCUUCUGUGCUUGCAGCUGCUGUCUUGCUGUAGAGGUCACCUGGUGGGCAUCUGAAGCCCAUGCACAUGAUACUUCUUAAUGCUCUAGGAGAGAAAAGGAAGUAGCUGCAGAAUUGUUUAAUCAUUAAGUCUGCAAAACAGUCUUCUUUAUGAGUACACUGCAGCUUUCCUUGGACCUUUCAUUAGCAUGCAUUUUAUGAAAGAAGCUUUGUUGAUUUGUCUUCUCGUCUUCUGCAGACGUCUCACUUAAAUUGUGCUGUCUGUCUAAUCCUUUUGAUUGCUACAAUUAUAACGCAUAUUUGUAACCACAGCCUGAAGGCAAAGCAUGCUCCUUAUUUAGUCUCUGGUGUAUGGCAACCAAGCACUGAUUCUAAAUUUAAAAACCCGUUGUGGUUUGACAGCUGAGGAGCUGCCUGCCAUCUGUUGCAUACCUGAUGAGAUAUGUGUCUUUGCAUUUUUGCACAAACGUCAGGUACAGGCGUGGGCAACCGGCCUUGUGUUUUUAGCUCCUGGGGCGAACAAAGUGUGCAGAUCUGACACUUGGUACGUUCUGUUCAUGAAGACGUCCUCAGUCGUCAACCUGUUUGACCCGAAACGUCACCUCUGGGAAGGGUUUCAAGUCUUGAUUGAAUGAUUUACACUCUCCGUCUUCUCACUGAGUGCUUUUCUUUCAGGCUCGUCUGCCAGUGAAAUGGAUGUCUCCAGAAAGUAUCUUUGAAUGUGUGUACACGUUCGAGAGUGAUGUGUGGUCCUACGGCAUCCUGCUUUGGGAAAUCUUCUCUCUUGGUGAGUCAGUUCACCCAUCAGUCUUUCGUUGUUGUUGCUGUUUAUAUUUUUGCAUGUAUAAAGUUACUGAAUCUCUCUGGUAAAUGCAGGAAACAGUCCUUACCCCCGCAUGCCGGUGGACGCCAAGUUCUACAAACUGAUUAAAGAGGGAUACAGGAUGGAUGCUCCAGAGUUCGCACCUAGUGAAAUGUGAGUUGUUACAUUUAAAUUUAGUUUUUGUUUAACCUCAAUUACUGUUCGAACGUGAAAAUAUAAUAUCUGCCUUCAUGGGUUGGACAUUUAACAGAAUUGGUUGGUAGUAAUGGAAUAACAAAUGUAGAAGUGUGUUAAAUUGAUUUACAAUAACUCAAAUAGAAAAAUUGGCCCAAUCCCAAUCUGACCCCUACACACAUGCCCCACACACCCGCCCUCAAUUUGCGCAUUCCCGUGGAGGCUUCGCCAUAUUGAAGGCUGUCCCAAACCACGAAGUGCAGAAGGCGAGUGGACCGUUCAGCCCUUAAGUAGCAAGUCUGCAAUGAUGCACACUUAUAUUAUUAUGGCAGGAUUUGCAGGCAUUUGCAGGCCAAUAAUGGGAGUGGGAUCAUGUAACUAGUGUAGCAUGGACCACUUGAACAGCUUCGCGAACUGCACCCCUAUUACUGACAUUUUUGAUGGCAAAAGUUCACAGAUCAGGGAUCAUACUUAUCAUGCAUCACAGGCUGCCAUUGCUCAACCAAGGGGACAGAUGAGCAAGGGAGCAUGCCGAUCUAGAAUCUGACAGCAAGAUUUUACUAAAUAUUUCCAUUUCUACACACUGCAACUUUAAAACCAGUAGGUGCAAAUAAAUAAGUUUCUGUCUGUGGCUCCAGUAGCUGAACUCAAGUCAAGACUCUGUGUAACUUGGUAAUUACAGUGAAACUGGGACUCUCAAGUUGAUGUAUGCACAGUGAACAUGCAGUACACAGACAAGGAGGUUCUGCCAGAAACCCAUUGGAUUGAACAAGAAGACUGAAAUGUUGGCCAUUGUUGCCUUUGGGAAAAGAUCGUCAACAGACAAUAGCUAAUGGAUUUUAUGAUUGGUUUGUGUAAAAGGUGUUGCAGAGAAAUGUAACUAACAGGAUAGAGGUUGCAGGACUUUUUACAUUUGCGAAAUAAGAGAUUCACUUGUAUUUUCUUUCACAUAUAUCAGAAACUAACAUGAUGUAACUCAUAAAGUUGGAACUCAAAGAGUGACACAAUAUAAUGGCUGUAAAGAAAGUUGUCAAAUCAAUGUAUUUAUGUUCCUACAGGUAUCAGAUUAUGCGGUCAUGCUGGGACGCUGACCCCUUCAACAGGCCGCCCUUCAGGAAGGUGGUAGAAAGGAUUGAGCAGCAGCUGUCAGACACCACCAAGCAUGUAGGUUUCUCCUCUUUUACUGUAUGUUAUUCACUCAUAAGGUUCAAAAGUCCACUCCUUUAAAACAAUGAGCCACUUGUACUUUAAGCAGGAUUAAACAUGACUGCAGGCUCUUGAUAACUUUGACACUGUCUUUGAGCAUCAAUAAACUCAGACAGAAAUGAUUAUCCAUGUUUGUCAACAUGUAACUCAGCACUGGUCUCUGUGCUAUCCACUAAACCUAAGCCAUUUAACACCGCGGCUCACUUUGGAAACAACCCUGCUCAGAUGCAUGCUGUCUGCUCAUCAGACUCUUUCCUCACUUCUCAUGGGAAAACACUUUUACAGUCCCCUCCUGUGUACUCAUACAUAUUUCAGAUAUAUGUCUGGUGCCUUCACAGCAGGAGCAGAUGUGUUUGAACUCUCCGCUCAAUUGGUUUACCCAUCACAUACUAGAUCCUUGUAUGCUCUCAUAACUGUCCUCUCACAACAAACCAGCUUUGAUAGUUGUCUCUGAUAAUUGUUGAUAAUUUCAUUUUGCAAAGAUUGCUUGGUUUACUUUCUAAGGAUUGAAAUUUUGGCAUCACUAUCAUGUUGAUACUUUUGGACUGUUGUGAGACAUGAGAUAAAGCUCUGUGUGACUAAAAACGGGUGGGAAAUCUAAUUUCAAAGUGGAUAAAUAUUUUUAUUCUAGUCCCCCAAAAGCAUUUUUGAAACAUUAAUACUCUACUGGGAACAAAACAGGAAGUCAAUAAAUGAAAAUGUGAUACCACAGGUAUUGUUUUUGGAGUGCUGGUUUCAAAACAGCAAAGUAAAAGGGUCCAAGUUGCACUUUCACCCACUGAAUAGAGGUGUUUUCAUCCUUUGAGGUUUAUUUUGACUGAUUUCCACAGAAACUAUAAAAACAUAACCAAGUACCAUCAGUGUCUCAGCCAUCCAAACCAUCUUGGUUUUUAAGGAAAGCACUGUGGCUUCUACUAAAGCAAAGUGUCUCAGAUACACGGUUGCAGGAUUUUCGCAUGCGGUUAAUUUCCUAGUUGUUUAUAUGCAACUUCAUAAUACAACUAAGCGCUAAGUUUAUUUGCCUGUGCUGCAAACGCUAGCAAAGCUAGCGGGUCUACUUGCAGGUUAAUGUAUGCCUUGAUGUGUCUGCACAGUCUCGACACUUGUCUAAAUACAAGCUUAUUGUCAUAUUAUUGUUCACAAUUUAAUUUCAAUCAAUCAAUCAGUUUUUACUUAUGUAGCACCAAAUCACAACAGUCGUUAUCCCAAGAUGCUUUCCGAAAGAGCAGGUCUAGACCGCACUCCUUGUUCGGGGUAUUUUAAGGACCCAACCUUGAGAUGGGACAAAUUUGACCCAUCCCAUCCAACAUCCACAAUUCUGCCAAAAUGUGCCAUGCUACAAGAUCCCAUCCAUCAUCUGUGCUGGUUUAUUUAUUAUAGAAUUAUGGCAUUCACCAGCAACCAGAGCUACAGGCCCAGCUAGUAGACAAAACAUAUGGAUGGAAUUUUAGUACAACUAUGACAACAAAAAAAAUGAAUAAUUUAUUUGACUGACUUCUAGAUCUGGUGCUGACAGCGAGGGUGGGGUUGUCUGCUUGUUAAGUCAACUAUAGGCCCGUCUGUAGUGAAAAUGUUCAAGUACUUAACAUAGCCUGGAAUAAGGGAGGCAGCUAAGACACUUCUAAUGAACCUCUAGCUAACUUCUAUGUUAAUCUGCAGGAUGUUACAGUGCUAAUAAACACCAAAGUUGCAAAUGAUACAUUAAAGGGUGAAUCCUGAUAUUUGUUAGAGGAGUUUGAAUCUGUCAAAAUGAGACACUAUAAAAAAAUGUAAUCUCAUACUUAGCUCCCUCUCUCCUUCUCAGAUUUACCUGAACUUUAGCUCCAGGGUCCCCACCACACCCAGAACCAGGGAGGAGCCUGGCCCCCUCAGCUCAGCCUUCCACCAACCAAACUCAGCUGGCAGUAACGGCCCGGCGGCCCAGCCCUUACUGGUCCAGCACGAGGUCUUCCUGGAGGGCACAACCUUCAGAGCCCAACGAGUGUGAGGACUCGUCCGACCGGUCUGGCUGCCUCAUAAAAGUGCCUGUGAUGUUCAACCACAAACCACCUAACCACUACAGCCGCCCACCACCCCGGUCCCAGCAGCCUGUGUUUGAACAUGCUGCAGACAAGAUGGCAAUCUCCCUCCAAAAUUAGAUGGAACAACAAGAGAGGAAUGGCUUUAUUGUUGUUAUCACCUCUGCUUAUUAUAGGAGGGACAGUCGGACUAAUGCUGCCCCGCUAACAGCAAAGGACUGAUCAGGAGCCAGAGACGGAGGAAUGAAAUAAACUGUUACUCUGAGACUGUCAUUGAGGACAUGCCUACACGGUUAUCCAUCAUGUUCAGACCUGUUUUUUCCCACACAUUUCAGAAAGGUUGUGUUUUUUAGCCUGCAGUAUACUCCUAGCUAUUUACUGGACUGUAUUUGUUUGUUUGCUAUUCUUUGUUAUUUCCUGUUAUAGAUAUUUAUGUAGCGUUUUAUUGUGGUUGGCUGUUGCAUCUUUUGGAGGAAAAAGUAAGCACUCCAGGCACUUGAACUUCACAUCAAACAUAAAGUAAAAGCAGCUUUGGUUUAUUUUUUUACUCCAUUAUUGUCAGUAUUAUUACCAACCAUUCAGAUGUAUGUUUAUAUGAAGGAGACACUUUGUGGGGGGCCAAUUUAAAUGUAGAUGUGGAAACACUGGUAUAUAAGCUAUUAGACAGCAUGGGAGGUCAUGCUUAUGGCGAGUUCAGACCAAAAGCAGAGGGAAUUUUCUAACUUAGUCUGACCAAAUUUACACCUGAAGGCUCGACUUACCAUUUAGCUGAGCUGAUAUAAGUCAACCCCUGCAAGAAACUUUGGGUGAUGAUGUCUAGAGAGCCAAUCAGCAUUGAGAUUUCACGAUUUUCUAGAAGUGUAAGCCGUGCUGCAGCCAAACCUUAUUCAAGAAACAUGCAAUUUAAAGGUUGUUUGCUCUUCAUCGUGCAGACAUACCUGACAAGGUUUGCAUUUUUACUUUUAUAAACGUGCAUCAAAAUAUACUUAAUUUGGUUUCUUUUCUGUGACAUCCAUUAAUUGCAACUGGGUCAACCUCCAGUAGCUGAAAGUGGCAGUAAACUGAAUUCAGGUGUAAACUCUGUUCAUCCAAAGUAGAGUUUAAGGAGCCUUGCAUAACUGUGUUUGGUUUUAGACAUUUCUUCAAAGGACACAUAUUUGCUGUUUGUGUUUGACAAAUAAUUCCCUAAAACUGAUCUUAGCCUCAACCAUGCGCGAUUAAAAAGAGGAAAAAAGUCUGUCACUUUUGGUCUGAGCACACCUUUAGAGUCCAUGAGUGCGUAAUUCGAAAAUGCAUUUCUGCUCUUUCUUUGUUCAAUGUCUGAACCUUAGUACUAACAAGUUUUUUUACUGGAUCUGUCAACCUAAACCAUGGGAAAUGGUGUAGCUAAAGCACACUGUUGACUGUAAAUAUGUACAUAUCUGUGUGUAAUGAUGUUAGUCAUUGCUUUAUGAUGAGAUGGGAAGAGUUGACUAAGACUCUUGGCGUUGGUUUAGGCUCUUAAGCACGUCUCACAGGUGUAUAGUUUCACUUUUUGACAGCUGGACUGCUGGAGAGUUCUCUUGUAAAGGUGUAAAUAACUCUUCAGGUUUUAUGGUGUUUGCUUUCCUGCCACAUCCAGUUUAUGAUCUAUGUUUACAAGCAGCAGAUAGGUACUGUCAUUUCUGAGAUCUGCUUUUCACCUUCCUUCUCGUCAUGAAGAAUCAAGAAACAGGAACUUUCUGUUGUGGCUUAACGAGAGCUGUUAAAGCCACAGAGAUGGAUAUCAUUUAAGUCUCACUCCAGCAGGCGUUUUCAAGUGUUUUUGACAUUGAUAGAUGGACAUAAACAACUUUUAUUACAUUUUUAUUACUUAAAGAAAAGUGUUCAGGUGGGUGUUUUUUUAGAUAUUGCUUUCGGCCUCUUUGGGUUUUACCCCACCAUAUUUUGCCUGUCUCCCUUUUUCCUGGAGUCAGAGUUUAUAGUAGUUCAGAAUAUUAUUUGGUAUCAAUCUGGCUCUUUUGACCUCUGUUUGCAUGUGCAGUCCCAAUGCCCUCCUGCUCCUACCUGGACGGCAAAGGGAACAUGUCUUUUACUGGAGAGAGGUGCCCUUAAACCCAUGACAUAGCUUUUUCUUAUUAAUUUUUAUACAUUUGGACUUAGUUUAGACUCCAAAUAAAGUUGCAGUAAUGAUUCUGAAUAAUGUCAAACAUCAGAAAAUGCCAAAAUGCUGGAGUGGGUCUAAAAGGUAGCUCCAGAAAUCUGAGUCAAAGUCAGAGGAAGGGGUAGGGUCUGGAUAGGGUCUCACAUACUGACACUUACACAGAGCUCAGUCCUGGUGAGUCGGUGUCUCAUUGUUCCUGCUACUUUCCCGACUCUCCUUCCAGCUGCAUCCUCCGUCACAUGGGACUUCCAGCCCCUCUCAGCCAGUCCCCCACACUGCCCGAGACCGUUAUCAGACCCUCUCUUCCUACUGCUUAAUAUUGUUGUGAGAAGCACUAGGAAAGUGUCCCGUUUGUGUGUAUGAGCAGGUGUGUUUCUGUGCGUGCAUGUUUGUGUGAUUGCAGGAUAUUUGCUGUAAGAGGUGCCACUACGAAAGAUUCAUCAUAGUUUAGGUGACUAAAACCCCACACCCUUACCGCUUACAAUGUUGUCGUUUUUUCUUGUAAAUAUAAAUGUGCGUAUGUUAAAAUGUUAAUGCUUUUGAAGGUACACUGAUGCAGAGUUUUAUUAUGCUGUAUUUUCUUAUGUGUGUAAAUGUUUCAAACUGUAGAUGCAACUGGAAAAGCUGCUUGUGUUUCUUUGUGGAAACAGAUGUUUUCAUUUUGGCUGAUUUGUCCGUUACAACAGGUUUUCAAGUUCACUUAUCAAGCAUAAAAUCUCUCAGUGUAAUCACCCGGUUCAAGAAAAAUGUCAAUAAAAAUCUCAUUACAAGACUGUGCAACCAGAUAGGAGACGUUUCAGAAUAGUUAUUUGUCUCCUGUCUCACUUCUCCUCCCUUCAUAUGAGGUUUUCCUGCAUUUUGCUACAUAUUUAUUAAACCUGAGGCUUGAGUGUUCCUGUGUAUAUUUGAUGUGUUGCUCAUACAUGUGUCAAUGUAAAUAAAAUGUGUAUAUUGAAUUCCCAAAGACAACUGUCUGGCCUUUUUUACACAGCAUACCUCCACCAUGUGCAGUUGUAGGCUCCCAUAUUGUACGUGUUAAUGCAUGGAGAUCUUUUUAUGGCUGACAUAUGAAAAUUAUUAUAUUUUUCCAGCUGCACUGUCUGCCAUCCAUUAGGCUGUCCCCUAAGGCAGUAGUCACAAGUGUUUUGAGUUAUCUGCUCUGGAGGUUCACUGUAUCCCAGUCGUGCUGAAUGCUAAUCUAAAGCACAGCGAUGGCGGACACUAUCUGAUUCUUUGAGUCAUUCUUCCUGCUUUUUACUCUUAAUUCACUGGCUGCAGCCCAGAAAGGGACAUCUGGCCAUGAGGGGAAAGCCACAAAGAGGACAGCAGCACUCAGGGCAGACAGACCCGGUGCAUGAAUUUGCGUGGGCAGAGUCCAUUGUUUCAGGAUCGGACUGAUAAGACACAAGCAGGAAAUCCCACCAUUGAAGUAGAGCUCCAAGCAAGUGUUUGUUUGUCAGACUUGAGGAAGAUUGGACCGAAAAAAAAGGAAAGCCUCAGAUGAAUCUGUGUAAUAAUAUAACCAUUAGAAGUUUGGAUCAGGGUAAAAUGAGGCUCUUAAACAAAUCUUCAGUGCUUCAGGAUUUCACAGGCUUUUACUGUGGUUGUUGCUGAUUAAUAUCAGUGUUUUUCAAAUAUUUUCUGAGUGUGUUGCCCUAUAUUUUUUUCUCUGUGUAGCAUCAAAUUUUAGGGACUGGAACAAGUUCUUAACAUCUCUUCAAUUUUAUUUCUAAAUAUACUUCAUCAAUUUUCAAAGCAAAAUUAAUUUUAUACUCCAUUGAGAUAUUCUUCACAUGUAUAGGCCAGAAUACACUCAAACAUGUACAAACACGCCUUCUUCACCUCUGCAAUAUUGCUAAAAACCAGAAACAUCCUGUCUCAGAGCGACAGAGACAAACUAUUCCAUGAAUUUGUCCCAACCCAAG